Arvicanthis niloticus (Nile rat) is the source of this 1090-nucleotide messenger RNA. The record is from RefSeq and is a predicted model, not a curated record. Lineage: Eukaryota; Metazoa; Chordata; Mammalia; Rodentia; Muridae.
CAGUCCUGAGGAACCCGCGCUGCGCAAAGCCCGCGCCGCUGUCAUCUUGGCACCGACACUAAGCAACCCGGCUAGCCUGGCUUGAUCUAGCCCAUUUCUGGCAGGUAGUGCUGCACUAGUCCCACUUGCACAAGGAGCUCCCUUCCCAAAGGACAUGAAGCUAUUGGAGAACUCCAGCUUUGAGGCCAUCAACUCACAGAUGACAGUGGAGACUGGAGAUGCCCAUAUUAUUGGCAGGAUUAUUGAAAGCUACUCAUGUAAGAUGGCAGGAGAUGAUAAACAUAUGUUCAAGCAGUUCUGCCAGGAGGGCCAGCCACACGUGUUGGAGGCACUGUCCCCACCCCAAACUUCAGACCUCAGCCCCAGCAGACUGAGCAAGAGCCAGGAUGGUGAGGAUGAAAGUCCUCUAAGUGACAAGUGCAGCCGCAAGACCCUCUUCUCUCUGAUCGCCACCCUCAGUGAGUCCUUCCGGCCAGACUAUGACUUCAGCACAGCCAAAAGUCAUGAAUUCAGCCGGGGGCCAAGCCUCCACUGGGUGGUAAAUGCAGUCAACUGCAGCCUGUUUUCAGCUGUUCGGGAAGACUUCAAGGCCCUGAAGCCACAGCUGUGGAAUGCAGUGGAUGAGGAAAUCUGCUUGGCUGAAUGUGACAUCUACAGCUAUAACCCAGAUCUAGACUCAGACCCCCUUGGGGAAGAUGGAAGCCUCUGGUCAUUCAACUACUUCUUUUACAACAAGCAACUUAAACGAAUUGUCUUCUUUAGCUGCCGCUCCAUCAGUGGCUCCACCUACACACCCUCAGAGGCAGGCAAUGCACUGGACUUGGAACUGGGGGCAGAAGAGGUUGAUGAAGAGAGUGGAGGUGGAGGCGGUGAGGGCAGGGCAGAGGAGACCAGCACCACGGAGGAAGACAGGGUUCCAGUGAUCUGUAUGUGAUGAGAAGAAGUGGAGGUCUCAGCUUCAUCCAGCUUCGACCAGUGCCUGGACCUGCCUACCUGAGGAGCUCCAGAGCCUUCCCAGAUGCCGACUACGCCUUGGCACUGCCACCAACCUGGCGCUGCCCAAGGCUAUACCUGCCUAGCCCUUUGGUUU